AGUUAUGCAUACCAUAUGUUCUAUACCAACCGCCAAAAAAAUAAAGAAGAUAAAGAUAAAACUUUUAUUCUGAAAGGACCUUUUCCUUUUACGGAGAAAAAUAAACACCACCGGUUUGUGCGUGAAAAUCAUAAAAGCGGAACAGGAGGCCUCUUAUCCAAGGGAACAAAGGGUGACAGGUUUGACCAACAUGGGAACAGCCAGAUCUCUGUAAUCCAGUGUCCAGCAAAGAUGUCAAAGCGCCCAUCCUACGCUCCACCUCCUCCUCCUGCCCCAACAACACAAAUGCCUUCCACCCCAGGGUUUGUGGGCUACAACCCUUACAGCCAUCUGGCCUACAACAACCUCCGGCUGGGAGGGAGCUCCGGAGGCUCCAGCAGGAACUCCUCGGGGAUCACCGUCCCAAAGCCUCCCAAACCUCCAGACAAGCCUCUGAUGCCAUACAUGCGGUACAGCCGGAAGGUAAGCAGGAAGGUAUGGGACCAGGUGAAGGCAUCCAACCCAGACCUGAAGCUCUGGGAGAUUGGGAAGAUUAUUGGAGGAAUGUGGAGGGACCUGACUGAUGAAGAGAAGCAGGACUACCUGAAUGAGUACGAAGCUGAGAAGAUUGAGUACAAUGACUCUUUGAAAGCUUAUCACAACUCGCCAGCUUACUUGGCUUAUGUGAAUGCCAAGAACCGGGCUGAGGCUGCAAUGGAGGAGGAGAGCAGGCAGAGGCAGAGUCGCAUGGACAAAGGAGAGCCAUACAUGAGCAUUCAACCUGCAGAAGACCCUGAUGACUACGAUGACGGUUUUUCAGUGAAGCACUCAGCAGCUGCUCGCUUCCAGAGGAACCACCGACUCAUCAGUGACAUUCUCAGUGAGAUUGUUGUCCCUGACGUCCGCUCUGUGGUCACCACAGCCCGCAUGCAGGUCCUUAAGAGACAGGUCCAGUCACUCAUGGUGCAUCAGAGGAAGCUAGAAGCAGAACUUCUGCAGAUUGAAGAUCGACACCAAGAAAAGAAAAGACGCUUCCUUGAGACUACUGAUUCCUUCAAUACUGAACUGAAGCGGCUGUGCAGCCUGAAGGUGGAGGUGGACAUGGAGAAGCUGGCAGCAGAGAUGGCUGCUGCAGAGGAGGCAGCAAGGCGACGCGCGGAGGAACGGGAACGAGAAGCGGCUGAGCAGGCAGAGAAAGCGGCACAACAACAGGAGGCUGCAGCAAACAAAGCUGCAGAGCAGAACAAUACUAACGCCACCUCAGGGACCAAAGAGGAAGACAAGCCUACACCAAUGGAGACAGAUGAAGCUGCGCCUGCGGAGGCCCUCUCUGACCAACAGUCUGUUCCACCUCCUCCAUCUGACCCACCCUCCUCUGGCUCUGAUAUUGCAGCCCCUCUGCCCGAGCCCCCCAGGGAGAGCAGCACUCCUGUCAGCAGUGCUCCCAGUGAUGACAGCAACAGCAUGCCCCCUCCAGCAGAUGGUAACCCUGGAGCAACAGCAGUGUCGGACCCCUCAGCAGGACAGGAAACGGCUAACCCGGGGGCUGCAGCACCUCCCUCUUCCUCAGAAGAAGUAGCCCCCCCACCGCCACUACUUCUCCCUAAUCAGAGUAGCCAACAGUAUGUUGGAGAAUAGAUGUGAGAGUAGAGUUAGAACCUGACUGGUAGCUGUACAAGUCAACCCUGUAAACACCAGGAUGUAGUUGUGACGAUGGUUGUUCUUCUUGUUGGAGUUCCAAGUAAUGCCUCCUAAGUUUGGAGAUAACAGAGGGCACAGUUACUGAUAUCUUUAAAACUGCUCUGAUCCCUCUGCAAACCAAAGGGGUUCAUUUCCAGUUCAGAAACAACCAUUUCAUUGACAGAUCAUCUGUUUCCCUUCUGCAAUGGAAAAACUCCAAUUCUUCUAGUUUAUGACAUACCUCUGCUUUGUUUUUACAAGCCAGGUAGAUCUUUGUAGGAGACUAUAAUCAACCUGUAAAACCUGCCUCUUUGACUAAGAUAGCAUUUCUGGAAGAACAUCAGUUUGACACCUUCUGCAUGCUCCAAGUAUGAACCCUCCUCCUGCAGUUGGAGCAUUACCUUGUCUUAUCACAAAUAAGAGGAAACUUCAGAAUAUGUGGAAUAAAGCUAACCUCUCAGUACUUUUACGUACUUUAAAGUCAGCAUAGAUGUUUGCUCCCUUGUUCUGAUCACGUUUAUGCUGAAAGAACAGAUGUACUCCAUGUGUCCUUUAAAGCGUAUACAUUAGAUAUUACCACCAUUCAUUUGCCUGUUUCUGCUGACAUUACAAGCAUUUACCUACACCAGAGAAAUGCAUGGGCCACUCCCAUUUAAAGGUCAACCUCAUUUAUGCAUCUAAAUGACUGAUUUCAUACUUGAAAUGGGCCUUUUAGUAAUAUGCCUCUUUUUUCUACUGUCUGAUCGUAUUCAAAUAAAUUUGAUUUCCCAA
Molecule: messenger RNA, 2430 nt
Organism: Girardinichthys multiradiatus
Lineage: Eukaryota; Metazoa; Chordata; Actinopteri; Cyprinodontiformes; Goodeidae
Product: SWI/SNF-related matrix-associated actin-dependent regulator of chromatin subfamily E member 1-like
Exons: 11
Coding region: 16-1617 (533 amino acids)
Biological process (GO): negative regulation of DNA-templated transcription
Cellular component (GO): SWI/SNF complex
Molecular function (GO): nuclear receptor binding; nucleosomal DNA binding
Source: RefSeq, a predicted model, not a curated record